AUGAGUCGCCCGGACAUCACUCUCUACACGGCCCAGACUCCCAAUGGGAUCAAGAUCUCCAUGGCGCUGGAGGAGCUAGGAGUGCCCUACAAAGUUGAGAAGAUCGACAUCUCUAAGAACACGCAAAAGGAAGACUGGUUCCUCGAGAUCAACCCCAACGGCCGCAUCCCCGCUUUGACAGACACUUUCAGUGACGGCCAAAAGAUCCGCCUGUUCGAGUCUGGCAGCAUUCUGCAAUACCUGGCAGAGCAAUAUGACACCGACCACAAGAUCUCGUUCCCCAAGGGCACCCGCGAAUACUACGAGAUGAACAACUGGCUGUUCUUCCAGAACGCCGGCGUUGGUCCCAUGCAAGGCCAGGCUAACCACUUCUCGCGGUAUGCCCCCGAGCGCAUUGAGUACGGUGUGAACCGAUACGUCAAUGAGACCCGCCGCCUGUACGGUGUCCUGGACAAGCAUCUCGCUCAGUCCAAGUCCGGAUAUCUUGUCGGGGACCAUGUUUCUAUCGCUGAUAUCUCUCACUGGGGCUGGGUGGCGGCUGCUGGAUGGGCUGGCGUUGAUAUUGAGGAGUUCCCGCAUCUGAAGGCCUGGGAGGAGCGGAUGGCUCAGCGGGAGGGCACUGAAAAGGGCCGCCAUGUCCCCUCAAAGCACACCAUCAAGGACUUGAUUAAGGAUAAGGCUGCUAUGGAGAAGAGCGCCGCCCAAACACGGGCAUGGGUCCAGCAGGGCAUGAAGGAUGAUGCGAAGAACAAGAUCUGA
This is a messenger RNA of Penicillium cinerascens, 759 nucleotides long. Its product is annotated as glutathione S-transferase family protein. The coding region runs from base 1 to 759 and encodes 252 amino acids. The record is from RefSeq and is a predicted model, not a curated record. Lineage: Eukaryota; Fungi; Ascomycota; Eurotiomycetes; Eurotiales; Aspergillaceae. The transcript is spliced from 3 exons.